Messenger RNA from Leptopilina heterotoma, 1990 nucleotides. Its product is annotated as cytochrome P450 4C1-like. Bases 244 to 1776 code for a protein of 510 amino acids. The record is from RefSeq and is a predicted model, not a curated record. Lineage: Eukaryota; Metazoa; Arthropoda; Insecta; Hymenoptera; Figitidae. The transcript is spliced from 10 exons. Gene Ontology annotation, molecular function: heme binding; oxidoreductase activity, acting on paired donors, with incorporation or reduction of molecular oxygen; monooxygenase activity.
GUGUUCAUACAUAUAGAAUGUAAUAAUAGAGAACAAACCAGUUUUCUUCAUUCCUGUAUUUGUAACCGAGCAAAUUUCAAACAUUAAUCACAGCAUCUUGGCGAAAAUCUCCAUAAAUUUCUAUACUAAAAAAAGAAAAUAAAACUAUGUAAUUAAUACAAUUUAUUAGGCAAACAAAAUUUUCGUUCGGAGCCAAAAAAGUGAUUUUUAUAAAUUUUGAAUAAUUUAAAAACAAAUUGCAUAAUGACACCAUUUAUGAUGUUUAUAUUGACGGUGAUUGCAAUCGCAGUCAUUCGCAUUAUCAUCCAGGUGUUUAAAUUUUUCAAGUUUUGUGCGGAUGUUAAUAAACUUCCUGGACCAGCAAGAUAUCCACUGCCGACUGUUGCCUUUCAAGUCAGAAAACUUAAGCAAGAAGAUCGUUUCAAAUGGGUUUUCGAUUUAUUGGCGAAAUAUCAAAAAGGAUUUAUGAUGAAUAUUAUGCAAUUUAAUGAAGCUUUGGUUCAUAUUUACAAUCCUCGCCACAUGGAGAUCAUUUUCCCGAGUACAGAGAAUAUAAAAAAAUCGUUUGCCUACGACAAUUUGAAUCCGUGGCUAGGCCAAGGGCUUCUAACAUCUUCUGGCCAAACAUGGUUUCAUCAGAGAAAACUAAUAACGCCGGCAUUUCAUUUUGGAGUUGUGGAUCAAUUUGCGGAGGUCAUGUCAGAAAAAUCAAGAGUAUUGACGGAAAUAAUUGACGAGACACUGCGCGAGAAUCCUAACGAGCCAAUUGAUAUUUUCAAACUCAUUAUCAGAUGUGCUCUCGAUAUUAUUUGCGAAACGGCAAUGGGAGUGAAUAUGAAUGUUCAAAGAAAAUACGAUACCGAUUACAUGAACGCACUACACAAAGUCGCUCAGUCAUUAGUCGAAAGAGUAAAUUAUCCAUGGCUAAAGUGGGAUUGGAUUUUUUAUCGAACCAAAGGAGGUAAAGAAACAAAAGUCGCAUUCGAAACAAUGAUUGAUUUCACAAUGAAGAUUAUCAAGAAGAAGAAAUUAGCCCGACAAUCCGGAGUUAAUGAACCCAAAGAAAUAGAAUCAGACGAAUUUGGUAAACGGAAAAGAAAAGCCUUCUUGGAUCUUUUGUUAGACGUGAAUGAGAACGAGAAAAAUCCCAUGACCGAAGCCGAAAUCAGAGAACAAGUGGAUACAUUUAUGUUUGCUGGCCACGAUACGACGGCCGCUGCCAUCAACUGGGCGAUAUUUAAUCUCGGUAAUAAUCCCGAAGUCCAAGAAAAAGUCCAUCAGGAAUUAGACGAAUAUUUCGGUGACGAUUAUGAUCGUCCAAUUACAAUAAAAGACGUUGCAGAGCUAAAGUAUCUCGACCGGGUAAUUAAAGAAACUCUCCGAAUGCAUCCAUCGGUACCGCAAAUUUCACGACGUUUGACCGAAGAUAUUAAAUUAGACGGAUACAUGGUUCCCAAAGGAGUUAACUUAGCAAUUGCCAUCUACCACUUGCAUCACAAUCCCAACGUUUGGCCGAAUCCAGAGAAAUUCGAUCCCGAUAGAUUUUUGCCGGAAAAUUCACGUGGACGUCAUCCUUACGCCUAUGUUCCAUUCAGCGCUGGACCAAGAAAUUGCAUUGGACAGAAAUUCGCCGUAGCCGAGCAGAAAAUUGUUCUCACAUCAAUUUUACGUAAAUGGCGUGUUAAGAGUGCAAGAACACCCGAAGAAAUGAAACUGAUUUCGAGUUUUAUUCUGAGACCACACGACGGUAAUCCCGUGUACUUUAUUCCAAAAUAAAUUUUUAAAUUUGAGAAAAAAAAAUUUCCCAACCGCUAGAAAAAAACUGCCAAUCAAAUAUUUUAUCAAACCUUUUUUGGUAUUCUUUUUAUAAUAGAAUUAUGUAAAAUUAAAAUUAGAAUUUAAUUAUUGUUUAGUCUCAAGCCCUUUUUCUACGAAUAAUGAAAUUUGUAUUUUUUAGAAAUAAAAAAUAAAAUCGAAAUUUGAAAAUAUA